This is a messenger RNA of Cyphellophora europaea CBS 101466, 1305 nucleotides long. RefSeq lists its product as uncharacterized. Bases 1 to 1305 code for a protein of 434 amino acids. The record is from RefSeq and is a predicted model, not a curated record. Gene Ontology annotation, cellular component: cytoplasm. The transcript has a single exon. Gene Ontology annotation, biological process: 'de novo' NAD+ biosynthetic process from L-tryptophan. NCBI's taxonomy places the organism in Eukaryota, Fungi, Ascomycota, Eurotiomycetes, Chaetothyriales, Cyphellophoraceae. Gene Ontology annotation, molecular function: heme binding; indoleamine 2,3-dioxygenase activity; metal ion binding.
AUGGCCGCCGCUCUCCCGCAUCUCCUCGACCUGCAAGCCUACAACGUCGAUUCCACGACCGGCUUCAUCCCCUCAACCCCACCGCUACGUGCCCUGCCCGCCUACUUCGCCGCGUGGGAUGAGCUGGCCGCCCAGCUGCCGCAGCUGAUCAAUACGGGCGCCCUGCGCGCAAAAGUCGCUGGUCUCGAACUGCUCGACGCAUCGCGGCUGCACGGCACGGAAGAGCUGCGGCGUGGAUUUGUCGUGUUGGGGUUUUUGGUGCAUGGCUAUGUCUGGUGUGGUGAUGUUGAUGAUGGUGGCGGGCGGCAGGGCACUGCUGGCAAAGAGGGGGUGACGGUGCCGGCGCAGCUGGCGGAGCCGUAUCUGCUGGUCUGUAAGAGGUUGGGGCUGGAGGGGAGGGAGACCUUGAGUUAUGCGGGGUUGUGUAUGUGGAAUUGGGGGUUUAGGGCUGGGGAGACGGGGGAGAGGGAGGGGGUGCCGGAGUUGGAGGAGAUGGUGAGUUUGGUUACGUUUACGGGGACGCGGGACGAGGAGGUGUUUUAUCUGGUGCCAGUGUUGGUGGAGAUGGAGGGUGGGAAGUUGCCACGGAGGUUGGUGGAGGGGAUCGCCGCUGCGGUUGAGGGGGACUGGGGCUUGUUGUGUGAGGUGUUGGCGGAGGCGAGGGUGGCGUUGGAACGGAUGCAAGGGCACAUGAAGAAGCUGCAUGAGCAGUGUGAUCCCAUUUUGUUCUAUGGGCGGGUGAGGCCGUUCCUGGCAGGGGGUAAGGAGAGCGUAGGUGGGGGGUGGACGUUUGAGAUGGCCGACGGAAGCAGGGAAUGGAGGAGUUGCAUUGGAGGGAGUGCGGCACAAUGCAGCACUUUUCCUGCGAUUGAUCGCUUGUUGGGGGUCAAGCAUGAGUCGCGAGGGGAGGGGUUGUCGGUGUUUGAUGAGAUGAGGGAGUAUAUGUGUGGGUGCUACAGGGACUUCCUGAGUGCGCUAGAUGGGUUGCCGAGCGUGGGAGAUCUGGUGGAGAGCAGCGGAGAUGGAGAGCUCCUUGAGAGUUAUAAUGCUGUGCUCGAGGAGUUGGCCAGAUGGCGAUCGAAGCACAUCGGCGUGGUCACAACACAUAUCGUCAGUCAGGCGAGGAAGAACAUGAAGGAUACGGUACCGGCCGAGGAGGUUACGGAAGGGCUAAGCGUCAAGGAUGAAACCGAGCUUCAAGGAACCGGCGGUACUGCGUUGAUUCCAUUUCUGAAGGGAUCCAGGAAAGAUACGGAGGCAGCCAGAAAGGAACAUACCGAGGUGUCGGCGUCGGCACAUUUGUAG